CCAGUUGUCAUUCCGCGAGAAAAAACGACCCAAUGACAAUUUAUUCUGCUCUUCACGGAAAAAUAGGAAUUUUUCGUAUGUAGACGGGAUUGUUGUGUUGCUGACGUUCGUGUCGAAGAAGUAAACAUUCAACUGAAAAUUGCAUAAAACCAACGUGACAAAUGGCAUCGGAAUACGAAAGUGUGUUGCUCGUGAAGCCAGAAGUGUUUAUUUAUAAAAUUCCACCACGGGCCAGCAACAGAGGAUAUCGCGCCGCCGAUUGGAAUCUUGGCGAGCCAACAUGGACAGGGCGUAUGCGGCUGGUCGCAAAAGGGAACGCGGUCGCUUUAAAACUAGAAGAUAAGGUGUCAGGCGCUCUAUUUGCUAACUGUCCAGUCGAUACAUACCCAGGCGUGGCUAUCGAAUCGGUGUCCGACAGUUCACGGUAUUUUGUUAUCAGAGUUCAAGAUGACAAUGGACGUUCGGCUUUUCUCGGACUUGGUUUCGGUGAUCGAUCCGAUUCAUUUGACUUGAACGUAGCAUUACAAGAUCAUUUCAAAUGGGUUAAAAAUCAAGAGCAGAUUGAAAAGGAAAAGGUUGAGCCUAAGAAGGAAUUGGAUCUAGGUUUCAAAGAGGGCGAAACUAUUAAAAUUAAUAUGAAAAUAACGAAAAAAGACGGUAGUGAAGCCAAUUCUCGAGCGGCGAAAAGUCGAGUUGGUUCAGGAAUUUUGCCACCACCACCGGGCGGUUUAAACAAAAUUGCCCCACCACCAUCAGCUGGAGUUCGACAAAGUCCCACGGCGUCCCCGGCUCAUAAACCGCCCCAAGGAACGGGCACCGAAUGGGGUGACUUCACAUCAGCGGGUUCACAACCGCCUGCGGCCGAGCAAAAUACAACGAAAAAUGCAAAUUGGGUACAAUUUUAAGUUUAUUCAUUUCUUCUUUGUGAAACGAACGAGGUGAUGAAUAAAAAACAAAAUAACACUCGGUUAAACUUUAUCAGAUUCAGAAACACCUAAAAGUUAAAUAACUUGUUGACGUAUAUUUUUACAAAUUUAAAAUUGAUAAAUAGAUUAGAAAACGACGUAGACAGAGGACAACACCUGCUACAGUGGAGAGCCGAAUGUGUGAAAUUGUAAUUGUUAUCGACGGUUAUGAGAGGAGAAAUAAAUUCGCAGAAGGCAAAGUGUGAACUUUAUAUUAAGAUUAUGAAGUGUAGUAAGAAUCAUAUAAAUAUAUGCAUAUAUAUGUAUAUUUAAAGUAUAAUAGCAGCAAAUCUAAGAAGCAAAAUAUCGAUCGAAGGGCGAGAGGUGAAUACUAUAAAUAACAAACAUGUUGAGAUGAUGCAGUAGUUUACAGUGAAGUGUCAAUGCGUAUGAGCUUCAAGUGGAUUGUCUCACACGUAAAACGACAGGAUUAUAAUACAAAUCGUCUACUAAACUAUAAACAACGUAUUCCAUAGACACAUUUUGAAAAAUAAAACAGGAGCACGAAGGUGAAUGAGUUUGAUCAGUUUUCGCCUGGUUGAAUAGGAGGUCAACUGCACACGACUUCAUAUCAUAUCAUAAAUAUGUUCCCUUCGUCCAGCAACCAAUCUCAGAUCCUGGGAAAAACGGUUUCCGUUCCCAUCAGACGUUCAACCAUCGCUAGGCUCAAAAGUUUAUCAAAUUGUUUAUGCAUAACACAAUAUUUCGACACCAUAUAGAACCUAUUCGCUUAUGUAAUCAAUCAUUGUUGUACUUAUACCUCUUCCGCCAAGCGUUUAAUUAUUGGCAAAAUGAGUUUUUCCUUUGUUUUCACUGUUCACAUGCAUAUAUGUGGGAGGCAACUCAUGUUGCAGAUAGUUAACAGGUUAAGAUGAAUGAAUUAAUUAUAUAAUGAAUUGCACUAUGUUCUGCUAUUUUUUGUUGUAAUAAACUCGUUUGAUUUCGACUCCCGAGAGUCGCUUGUAGUUCAUUCUCUGUAUAGUUUAUUUAAUCAGCCUCGACGAAUCAGAAAAUAAUUGAAAUUACAACAGUGAACAGCCACUGAUUGUAGAAACAAAACUUGUGUUAACGAUUUAGACUCGUAGACCGAUUGUAGUCGGAAAUUAGUUAAUCUUAAGUCUUCGUUGAGAACAUCGUGGUAUAUUUGAGUUGUUGUUGUAAACCAAUGAUGUGUGUACGCAUUAUAUCAAUAACUAGGAUAAAGUCCACCCGUCCGCUCCAAUACCCUUCAAAAUUCAUGCCACAACCUUUUGCAAUAGUUUUCAAGGUCUAAAACUACUUUUUUCUGCCUUAGGAAGAAUUGAACCCUUUUUUGGUUAUCCAACAACAACACCUACUCAAUCUGCACGUUUUUUCCCACCUAACUAUAGGGAUUUUGUUAUACUGUCCUCUUUUUUUCAUUCCUUAAAGCAUCCUGUCUGCUACAACUAAGGAUAUUUUGUUAAUUUUUUAUUGACAUUAUGCUUUUACGGAGAAGAAAUAGAAAUAACUUCUCCUCAGUUCGCUAUCACUGAAAUAUCUUACAAAGUAAAGAGAUAGAUAAAAAAAGUGUGAUAUUUUAUGACUACAAAGUAAUGAAAUGUGUUGCUUUUACGGUAAAGCAGAUCAAGUAUCACACGACAUUCCAUUGUUGGAAGGAUAUUUUACUAAUUUAGUGCAUCUUUAUUCGUUUUGAAUACAAAUAUUUUUUUGAAUCCGUUUCAUGUGUUGAGGUAUAAAUAGAUUGAAGAUUAUUUUUUGAUAUAUUAUAAUUAAAUAAAUUGCAAGAAUUAAAAACAAA
This is a messenger RNA of Hermetia illucens (black soldier fly), 2745 nucleotides long. RefSeq names its product NECAP-like protein CG9132. The transcript is spliced from 4 exons. Gene Ontology annotation, biological process: endocytosis. Bases 162 to 905 code for a protein of 247 amino acids. Gene Ontology annotation, cellular component: membrane; clathrin vesicle coat. Lineage: Eukaryota; Metazoa; Arthropoda; Insecta; Diptera; Stratiomyidae. The record is from RefSeq and is a predicted model, not a curated record.